Lactuca saligna is the source of this 1357-nucleotide messenger RNA. The record is from the annotation of a GenBank genome assembly. Lineage: Eukaryota; Viridiplantae; Streptophyta; Magnoliopsida; Asterales; Asteraceae.
AAAGAAACGGGUCGAUUGGGAUGCGACCCGAUCAUCUCAUCCAUUUUCAUCAUCGAUAUCAUAUCUCCGAUCAUUUCACUCUUGAACUUAAAAAUCGGUUCUUCAACCAUAAAUCCACACUCAUUUCAAACAAUAAUUCUCGACCUGCUGAUCGGAAAGCUUACUCAAAUCAAGAAUCAGAAAGUUUAGGUCAACAAUGUUAUUGGAGCCUCCGCCGUUCCAAGAAUCUGCACGCUGCGACGUCUGUAAAUGCAGUUUCAACACCUUCAGACGACGGCAUCAUUGCCGAUGUUGUGGACGAACCUUGUGUGCUGAACAUUCAUCAGAUCAAAUGGCUUUACCACAAUUUGGUCUCCUCUCACCUGUUAGAGUUUGCUCAAAUUGUUAUAAUGAUGCAUCUCGGACUGGAAAUUCUGAUGGAGCUGCUUCUGUGAAUGGAGUAAAUUCUGUGACAGAUUCUGUUUCAAGGCUAGAUAUUAGUACACCUUCAAAUUCCAAUACAAAUCAAACUGCUGCUGUAGAUUGCAAGUGUGGAAUGCCUUUAUGUAUUUGUGAGGUGCCUUCAAAUGAUGAUGUGGCUCCUGUGCAGCCUAAACCCUUCCCCACUUCCACAAUUCCCAGUAUUUCAAAAACAAAGAAAGCAGACACAGCACCAAGGAGUAGAGCCUCUUCAUCUAGCAAAUACAGUGGACAAUCAUCCAACACUGAGUCAGAAAAACCACUGGCAAACUAUGAAGUUAAUGGAGAGGGGUUACGUGAAGCUAUAAAGAAUGGCGACUUAUUUUCUGUCAGAAAGCUUCUUCGUGAGGGAGUGGAUGCAAAUUACUGUGACAAACAAGGAUUAUCUCUCUUGCAUCUGGCUGCGGUUUUCAACCAAACUGAGAUAGCUUUCACACUCAUGGAAAAUGGAGCAAGUUUGGAUUACAAGAACUUGCAGGGGGAAACGCCACUUGAUUGUGCUCCUGUGACAUUGCAAUUCAAGAUGAAGAAGAAGAUGGAAGAAAUUAAACAAUCCUAAGUAAACAUCAAUAUCAUCUUUCGACCUCAUUUCCUAAAACUUUAUCUGCUUCUUCUAUGAAUUAUGUGUGUAGUUCUAACUUUUGGAGACCAUUCAUGUUAUAUUUUAUCUUCAUGUUCACCCAAAGAAGCAAAAGAGCCGAAAUAAGCCAAGGGAAAUUUAUGUAAUCUUUAUAUGUCGAAAGUUUUUUUAAGGGGGAAUUACGUUUGAUGUGGUUUUAUUAACAUCCAAGACAAAUCAUUUUGUACAUGUGUGAAUAUCAUUCGAACCUCCUAGAUACUAAAUCAACAACAUCACUAGAUACUCAACACCACUUAGAUAGCAAAUUAUCAACACUAC